Molecule: messenger RNA, 2311 nt
Organism: Daphnia pulex (common water flea)
Lineage: Eukaryota; Metazoa; Arthropoda; Branchiopoda; Diplostraca; Daphniidae
Product: glucose dehydrogenase [FAD, quinone]-like
Exons: 6
Coding region: 271-2244 (657 amino acids)
Molecular function (GO): flavin adenine dinucleotide binding; oxidoreductase activity, acting on CH-OH group of donors
Source: RefSeq, a predicted model, not a curated record
AUGGCCAGUUGCAGUUGCUGGUUGCCAGUCAGACAGAGUGGACGUAUCCAGUUUCUAUUAAGUUGUUCAACACAAACUCUUUUAUGUGUCAGUGCAUCCGUGGUGUCGAUGAGUGACUAGAACCAACAAUCGAUUGGAUUUGAAUUUUCGAACCGCCAACAUUUCGCGCCAAUGAUUCAAAAAUCGGAAAGCAAACGGCGGACAACUUUAUUAGAAGAAGGAAUUUUACUACAAUAGACACAUUUGUCCGAAAUCAACAAUAAUUUCGCCAUGAUAACUUUAGCGCAAAUGUUCGGGCCUCUAAGUCUGUGGGCUUCGUUACCUUCGUUCCUUCUCUAUUACCUAUUUUACAGCACGUUUGAUCACAACGACCCGGAGGGACCAGUCAAAGACACAAAGGUGUUCCAGACGGAAUACGAUUUCAUCAUCAUCGGUGCCGGUUCGGCUGGUGCCGUUGUGGCCAAUAGGCUUUCGGAGAUAUCCAACUGGAGAGUGUUGAUACUGGAAGCGGGCGGAGAUGAAACCUUCUUCUCCGACAUCCCAGGCGCCGUCCAGUUUCUCCAGCGCACCGACAUCGACUGGCAGUACAGAACGGUGACUCAAUCGGGAGCCUGUCUGGCUUUCAACGAUAACAAGUGCAACUGGCCGAGAGGGAAAAUCCUGGGCGGAUCGUCCGUCCUAAAUUACAUGUUGUACGUCAGAGGGAACAAACGAGACUACGACUCCUGGGCUGUGGAUAACCCCGGAUGGUCCUACGACGAUGUUCUGCCUUAUUUCAUCAAGUCGGAAGACAACCGAAAUCCUUACAUUGCCGCCAACAAGAAAUAUCACGGAACUGGCGGCUAUCUGACCGUCCAGGAGCCGUCGUACACUACGCCAAUGCUCAACGCUUUCAUCGAAGGCGGUGUCGAAAUGGGUUACGAAAACAACGACGGCAAUGCGGAAAUACAGACAGGUUUCAUGAAAGCUCAGGCGACAGUCCGACGAGGAUCGAGAUGCUCGACGAGCAAAGCUUUCAUCCGCCCGGUCCGCAACCGGCGGAAUUUCUUCAUUUCGAAACAUUCGCAUGUCCACAAGAUCGUCAUCGAUCCGAACACCAAACAGGCCACCGCCGUCCGUUUCGAGAAGAAGGGGCGAGUUUACGAAGUGAAAGCCAACAAGGAGAUUAUCUUGUCGGCCGGAUCGGUCAACAGCCCUCAAAUAUUGAUGUUGAGCGGAGUCGGCCCUGCGGAUCACCUCAAAUCGCUGGGCAUUCCGUUGAUGGCUGAUCUGUCAGUGGGAGAUAAUCUUCAGGAUCACAUCGCCCUUGGUGGCAUGGUGUUUACUAUCGACAAACCUUUCGGUUUCCUGGAUUUCCGUUAUUUCACGUUUCCGACGUUACUUAAUUGGACCAUCAACAAAUCGGGGCCUUUGUCGUCGCUGGGCGGAUGCGAGGGCCUGGCUUGGGUCAACACAAGAUACGCCGAUGCGGCCGGCGAUUUUCCCGACAUUGAAUUUCACUUUGUCGCCGGAGCACCGCCGUCCGACGGCGGAAAUGUCAUCCGCUACAAUCAGGGCGUCAGAGAUGAUAUUUGGGACGAGUAUUACAAGCCGCUGGAGAACAAGGACGCCUGGCAAUUGAUCCCCAUGUUAUUACGCCCGCAAUCGACGGGAACUAUCCGGCUGGCCUCCAACGAUCCGUACGCGGCUCCGCUUAUCGAUCCGCAGUAUUUCAGCAAUGAACAGGACCUCAACGUUCUCAUCGAGGGCACUAAAAUCGCCUUGGCGCUGAGCAAAACCAACGCCUUCCAGAAAAUGGGGACGAGAUUUUACAAUAAAAUCUUCCCCGGAUGUAAAAGCCACACUCCGUGGACGGACGCCUAUUGGGGCUGUUUCAUCCGCCACUAUUCUUCGACCAUUUAUCAUCCGGCUGGAACUUGCAAGAUGGGCAAGGCUGGGGAUCCAUCAGCCGUCGUUGAUGCUCGAUUGAGAGUCUACGGAAUCAAAGGAUUGCGGGUGGUCGACUGUUCCAUCAUGCCAAACGUCGUAUCCGGCAAUACCAACGCUCCAGCGAUAAUGAUUGGAGAGAAAGCGUCUGACUUGAUCAAAGAAGAUUGGCUUGUGCAAAGGAGUGACGAAACGGUUUCCCAGCAGCUCAACGGCUCACUACCAAUUGAUGUCAACAAAUUCAGUGCCAAAAAGAAGAAAGAGUUGUUGGAAAAAGAGACUCUGACAUUUUCCACACAGUCCGAUUCAUUGAGUUGAAUUCCUAGCUCAUCCAUCAUGUCAAAUUCUCAAUUAUUUAUUGAAAAUAAACUUUGUUGUAUAUUUC